Nematocida minor is the source of this 371-nucleotide messenger RNA. RefSeq lists its product as uncharacterized. The annotation marks the transcript as partial. The transcript has a single exon. The record is from RefSeq and is a predicted model, not a curated record. Lineage: Eukaryota; Fungi; Microsporidia.
GUCUUUUAUCUGACAUAAGCCCAAUCCAAAAAGAAUACAUAGUUAAAAAUAUAGAAGAGUUUGUUCAAAUGAGAGAUGCAACAAUGAGAGAUGCGAAAAUGAGUAAAGUGCAAGAGAUAGAAGAAGGACCAGAAGUAGCACUGCACACAUCAAAAGAAAAGAAAGAGCCACAGAUAUUCCAGGCAGUAACAAGAUUUGAAGAACAAGCACCAUUCGAAGAACAAGCACCACCCCACUCAGCAUCUAUAAAAAGAAGGAUAGUUUCAGCCCUAAAGAUUGUAGUGUCUGUGUCCUUGGUUGUUCUCUUUAUAGUACUAACAUUAUUCUUUGGCUACAGAAUGGAGAACAGAAUGAAAAGCACCAACAACUAG